Molecule: messenger RNA, 1414 nt
Organism: Suillus clintonianus
Lineage: Eukaryota; Fungi; Basidiomycota; Agaricomycetes; Boletales; Suillaceae
Exons: 2
Coding region: 144-1202 (352 amino acids)
Source: RefSeq, a predicted model, not a curated record
CCAGCAAAACGUCAUGUCAUGCAGGGGUUGGUGCUGGGCGAACUUUUUAAAGCUCAAGGGUGGGAUUGUAGCCUCCCGCUGCCAACAAAACAAUCACACAGCGGCCGAAGAACAAUCUUCACUCAAGCACACGCCAUACAGCAAUGGUUUUUGCCCAGAACAACGUGACAUCACGAAGGAAGCGUCCGAUGUGUCACAAGUGUUUGUCGACCAUGGCAGGUCAUACGCGGAAGAACAACAUAUUCGUCUGCCCUGGGUCUGCUGAGCGUACAACGCAACUUUUGUCCCCCGAUACACCUCCACCUACAUACGAGUUCCAUGGCUUUCAGGUGCCACCUGGCGACCGCUGGCACUGGCGAAACCCUAAUUGGGUCUCGCCACCCCGUGAGAGACCGCAUGAGAAGACUCACAGCUAUGUGUCCCUCACGCCAACAGAGCCUCUGUCCGAAGGAGAGUCAGGGAAGGAAAACAUUUCUCCGUUCACUGUGGAGGAUUCUCCUACUCCUAGCUAUUCCGAUGACGACUGGGUCGGUAGUUCGGACCCUUUGUACCACUAUCCCAACUUUUCCAUCAAGGAGGAAUCCCCCGAACCGCAGUCUGAUGCAUACAUCUCGGACUACUCUAACACACCACCUCCCCGCGAGUGGUCCCCAUUUUCUCAGUCGCCUAUCACCGAUAUCAGCCUUAACACGGCCCUCCGUGCGGGCACGCCGCUGUACAGCGUGUACCGCGUCCCGCGUCAAGACGUCCCGAAAGUCCAACGCACUGCACAACGCGAGGGGAAACUCUUGAGCGUGAUGACAGCCCCUCCUGCACACCUCGCCAAGAUCCCGCGUGAGAAAUCACAAGAGACGGUGUGGGUCAUUCUCAGUGACCGUGAGGAAGACCUCCGGUACGCAGUGCAUUCCCAAAGGAUGCCGGGCGCAUUCGCCCAGGACACGGCGGUGAACUCGGUGGACUUCAGCGUUCCCAAAAGCAACGCAGCAGCUCCAAUCAUGCAGAACGCACCGUUCUGCGAUACUGUGGAUCAGACCGCACAGCAUGUAAUGCGCAAUACGACCUUUGACCAGUCGAUGUACAGCAUUCCUGGUGGAAUGGCGGUUCAACAACCCUUGCGAACAGCGGGUCUCGGGUUUCUUCAGAUGGCAUUUGCGGGGAUUAUUGGUGGCCUUGUUGUCACCUACGGACGGGCCCUCUUGUAGCGAUUCGGGGCGACUAUCCAUCAGAAGUGUUAGUUUGGAAAUAAUCAGGGGGCACUGUACGUUACUUUUUUCGAUGGCCUGCCGAUACGGAAUAUGUUUGCCAAUUUAUGCUACUAUAUGCCUUUUGUACUUUUGUUAUGACCUAUGCCAGCUUUUCUUAUGAUCGACCCAUCCAGUCAAUGUGAUAUUGAAACAGUUCAAGGAUACAGCGC